Messenger RNA from Pneumocystis carinii B80, 552 nucleotides. RefSeq lists its product as hypothetical. Bases 1 to 552 code for a protein of 183 amino acids. The transcript has 6 exons. Gene Ontology annotation, cellular component: NatB complex. Lineage: Eukaryota; Fungi; Ascomycota; Pneumocystomycetes; Pneumocystales; Pneumocystaceae. The record is from RefSeq and is a predicted model, not a curated record. Gene Ontology annotation, biological process: N-terminal peptidyl-methionine acetylation. Gene Ontology annotation, molecular function: protein-N-terminal amino-acid acetyltransferase activity.
AUGAGUCAACUUCGUCUUUUUAAAGCAACAGAUAUAUUUUCGUUUAAUAAUAUAAAUCUUGAUAUUUUAACAGAAACAUACAAUAUUUCCUUUUAUCUUUCAUAUCUAGCAACAUGGCCUAACUUAUUUCUGGUCCAAGAAACAUCAUUAUUUGAAGAAAAGCCGAAAUUGAUGGGUUAUGUAAUGGGAAAAACAGAAGGUAUGAAAAAACAAUGGCAUGGUCAUAUUACAGCCCUGUCUGUUGCAUCGGAAUAUCGUCGACUUGGUGUUGCCCGUGAUCUUAUAAAACUAUUUGAAGAUAUAAGUGAAAAUAUCUAUAAUGGAUAUUUUGUAGAUUUGUUUGUACGGCUUAAUAAUCUUGCUGCAAUUAGUAUGUAUAAAUCCUUUGGAUAUUCUGUUUUUCGCAGGGUGAUAAAAUACUACAAUGGAAGCAAAGGCGAUGAUGAAGACGCGUUAGAUAUGCGGAAACCGCUUCGCCGAGAUAAAUUCAGGGAAAGCAUAAGGGAAAAUGGAGAAAAAAUAUUUAUAUUACCAGAAGAUAUUUAUUUCUAG